Messenger RNA from Menidia menidia (Atlantic silverside), 726 nucleotides. Lineage: Eukaryota; Metazoa; Chordata; Actinopteri; Atheriniformes; Atherinopsidae. The record is from the annotation of a GenBank genome assembly.
AUGUCGACAUCCGGAACGCUGACUAGCUACUACGUGGAUUCCCUCAUUCUGCCCGAGACCGAGGAGCUCCCCGUGCCGCGGUACCCCUCCGGUUCGGGGCUCCAGCACGCGCGGCACCAGCCCGCCUCCUCCAUCAGCGACCACGGCGAGCUGGGGACCUGCACCUUCCCGUCCAAGGCUCCGGUUUUCGGGCCGUCAUGGAACCACGUCCCGGCUCAGUUCCCGGGCGCCGUCUCCUCGGUGUACCACCACGCGCACCACUACGGGCACCCGCAGGGACCCGUGGCCGCGGACCCGGACGGCCGCUACCAGUCCUGGCUCCUGGAGCCCGUGUCCGGCUCGCUGCCCAUGAGCGGAUUACCGACCACCCAUCACCCCUACGGAAUCAAACCCGAGGCUCUGGCCACGCGAGCUGACGGCGCGCUGGCCGGCUCCCACACGGCCCUGCUGCUGUCCGACUACGCCAACGGCACGGUGGCCACAGCGUCACCGGGAGAGAAGGACGAGCUGACCGUCCAAGCCGGAGACGCGGGCGGGGAGGGCGACGAGAAACCGGGCCUGGACCCAAGUAAGUCACAGCCAACCCCCUCAUCCCCACCCCCCUUCGUAUUUGAACUAUUUUACACGCAUAAAGCUGUGAAGAAUGAUGUCCAAGAUGGGGAGGAGGGGGGGUGCGUACCACCAAAUGCCAUUCUGAACGUGCCAUUUCCGUGCGGGGGCUGUUAA